CAGAUUUGGAACUAAUAGCUGUGCAUAUAUCUUAUAAUAUAUUACAGGUAAACCAUACAAGCCUGGGGCUUUCUUCAGAGGAGAAGAUUUUAUAGCAUGUUCCACUUCUUGUUGAGAAAUGGGCACUUUAUUUGAUCAGAGUUAAAUGAGGUUACUCCUACUAACUUCUGCGCUGCAAGAUGUUUGGAGACCUAUUUGAGGAAGAUGAAGACUUUUCAAUCCUUCCAAGCAGUCCAAACACGAAUGGCAAGAAAUCCCACCCCAGAGAUUCAAAGACCCCAGAGCCACAAGGAGACACAAGGCUUAGUGGACUGAGGAAUCAAGGUGGCACCUGUUACCUGAAUUCUCUUCUGCGGACCCUGUUUUUUACACCAGAAUUCAGAGGUUCGGCAAGGAGUGCACUGAAAAAAGCAGAAUCUUGGCCGAAUACCAAACUGAAUCCUGGAUUCGAAGCCCUUUUUGCUUUGGGUCCUAAAGAACUUGGAUCACUGGAGGAGAAAGACACGCCAGAGUCUCAGGUGCGAAUUAUUCCCCUGCAGUUACAGCGUCUCUUCGCUCAACUUCUGCUGCUGGAUCAGCAGGCCUUGUCAACCACAGAUCUCACAGAGAGCUUUGGGUGGAACAGUAGUGAGGAGACAAGCCAGCAUGAUGUGCAGGAGUUAAACCGCAUUUUGUUCAGUGCUCAUUGGAGGGCACAUCUGGCCAUGACCUCAUCAAGCGAUUGUACCAUGGCACCAUUGUUAACUGCAUCCAGUGCAAGGAGUGUGGCUACAUCAGUGAAAGGCAGGAGGAUUUCCUUGACUUGACGGUGGCAGUGAAGGGCGUGGGCAGUCUGGCGAAUUCUCUGUGUAGCAUGUAUUUGGAAGAGGAACACUUUGAUGGAGAUAAUUGGUACAGAUGUGGGAGCUGUGCCAAGUGUGUUUUUUUUUGUUUUGUUUACCUUAGUCUGCCAAGUUGGGGAAACUGCCACCCUUUCUCACACUAUCUCUGCUGAGGUUUAACUUUGACUUUGUAGUCAAGUGUGAGCGUUAUAAGGAAACUUCUCGAUACACCUUUCCCACCCGCCUCAUCAUCCGGCCCUUUUGUGAGCAGGUUUGAGUGUUUUUAUCUUUGAGGUUGUUUGGUGUGGGGUAGAUGUGGUAUUCCAGGGAUUUGAACUUCCUGCCUUAAAGGUCUGUUUGUGCAUGAUACACAUCUCUUUGUUUUAUUGCCCAGGUU
Molecule: messenger RNA, 1218 nt
Organism: Xenopus tropicalis (tropical clawed frog)
Lineage: Eukaryota; Metazoa; Chordata; Amphibia; Anura; Pipidae
Product: ubiquitin carboxyl-terminal hydrolase 40
Exons: 7
Coding region: 180-806 (208 amino acids)
Biological process (GO): protein deubiquitination
Molecular function (GO): cysteine-type deubiquitinase activity
Source: RefSeq, a predicted model, not a curated record